Sinocyclocheilus grahami is the source of this 926-nucleotide messenger RNA. RefSeq names its product transcriptional adaptor 2B (gene tada2b). The record is from RefSeq and is a predicted model, not a curated record. Gene Ontology annotation, molecular function: transcription coactivator activity; chromatin binding; zinc ion binding. Gene Ontology annotation, cellular component: SAGA-type complex; nucleus. Bases 165 to 926 code for a protein of 253 amino acids. NCBI's taxonomy places the organism in Eukaryota, Metazoa, Chordata, Actinopteri, Cypriniformes, Cyprinidae. The transcript is spliced from 2 exons. Gene Ontology annotation, biological process: regulation of transcription by RNA polymerase II; chromatin remodeling.
GUGCGUGCCUGUUGCCAUGGGCACCCAGAGCGAGAGCCAAUCGCAAGCGUUCGCUGUGUCCUUAUUAAUAUUAAUAAGACGCAGCGGCGUGACCGGAGAUACUCCACUGCGCAUGCCCAGCCCCGUGCCACUGCUGCUUCCAACAACAAGCGGUAGUAAGCAAUAUGGCCGACCUAGGGAAGAAGUACUGCGUGAACUGCUUGGCAGAUGUUACGAAUUUGCGGAUUCGCUGUGCCGAAUGCCAGGAUAUUGAACUUUGUCCGGAGUGCUUCUCCGCAGGUGCCGAAAUCGGUAACCACAGGCGAUGGCAUGGCUAUCAGCAAGUUGACGGCGGGCGCUUCUCGCUCUGGGGUCCCGAUGCAGAGGGAGGAUGGACUAGCAGGGAAGAGCAGUCGCUGCUCGAUGCUAUCGAGCAAUAUGGAUUUGGUAACUGGGAGGAUAUGGCCGCCCAUGUGGGUGCAUCACGCACCCCUCAGGAGGUCAUGGACCAUUAUGUGAGCAUGUAUAUCCAUGGGAAUCUGGGUAAAGCCUGCAUCCCUGACAGCAUCCCCAACCGCGUGACAGACCACACUUGUCCCAGCGGAGGUCCGCUGUCUCCUAGUUUGACUACCCCGUUGCCCCCAUUAGACAUAUCUGUGGCAGAGCAGCAGCAGCUGGGAUAUAUGCCGCUUCGUGACGACUACGAGAUCGAAUAUGACCAAGAGGCAGAGAAACUCAUCAGUGGCCUGUCUGUAAACUACGAUGAUGAAGAUAUCGAGAUCGAGAUGAAACGAGCCCAUGUGGACAUGUACGUGCGUAAGCUGCGUGAGCGCCAGCGACGCAAAAACAUCGCUCGUGAUUACAAUUUAGUGCCAGCCUUUCUGGGACGGGACAAAAAGGAUAAAGAGCGAGAACGACCAGGUACCAUCGCAAGUACGUUUUUAUAA